AUGGAAUACCCAUUAAUUUAUGAUGAUCAAUUGAUCAUUGGUGUUAAGUCAGACGAUGGAUAUUCUCUUAAAUAUGAAUCCAAUGAUGAUGUUAAGUUAAAUCUUGAGAUCUUCAAUCAGAAGAAAACAAUUGUUAUAGAUUCUAGUAAUUCUGGUACUGGUAGACUCAAACGAGAUAUUUAUAAUCCAAUACUUAAAGUCUUAUUAGAAAAGUACAAUGUACAACAUGAUUAUCAUUAUACUGAAUCUGCUGAUAGUAUUUCACAAAUUGCAAGAAAUUUACCUUCAGGAAAUUUAUUAGUAUUAAUAAUCAGUGGUGAUACUUCAGUUAAUGAAUUCUUGAAUUCACUUAGUGGGGAAGGUGGUGAACUAACCAUAGUUAACAUUCCCUUUGGUACAGGUAAUAGUUUGGCAUUGUCCUUAGAGGAUAAUGAAUUAACAGCUAUUGCAAAAUUAUUCACCCUGACUCCAGUGCAUGAAUUCAACUUAUAUGAUAUUUCGUUACCUCCCAAUUGUUGGGAAUUGAAACAAUCUGCUAGGGUCAAACAAAUGCCAACAAGUUAUAAAUUUAUUGUAGUAUUUUCAUGGGGAUUUCAUGCGUCUUUGGUUGCUGAUAGUGAUACCCCAGAGUUAAGAAAAUUCGGAUUAGAGAGAUUUAAGAUGGCUGCAAUGAAGAACUUACAAUCUCCUCAUCAAUACCCGGGAUCAACCUUUAUCGACAAGGAAGAAUACGGAGGUCCUUACAAUUAUUGGUUAAUUACUCCAUCAAGAAAAUUCGAACCCACUUUUGAAAUCUCCCCCGAUGGGUCAAUCUUCGAUGAUUCCUUGUUUUUGAUUUCUUUUGGUGUGAGUGUAGACACCAUGUCCGUAAUGCAACAAGUGUACGACAAGGGAAAUCACAUCAAGAAUCCCGAUGUUAUUUACAAUAAAGUUCAAAAUCAAGAAAUCAUUUUAAAGUUUGAAAAUUUACCUAGCGACGUCAGGAGAUUUUGUAUUGACGGAUUGAUUAUUGAAGUACCACCAUCAGGAGAGAUUAAACUCAAAUCUACUGGUAAUACCAUCAAUAAUUGGAAUAUCUUUAUUAUGUGA
Messenger RNA from Yamadazyma jaroonii, 1089 nucleotides. The record is from the annotation of a GenBank genome assembly. Lineage: Eukaryota; Fungi; Ascomycota; Pichiomycetes; Serinales; Debaryomycetaceae.